UUUGAAUAUCCAGCAGGAGGCGACAUAGGAACAACGCCUUGACACAGGAAGUAUAACCAAGCUAACCGGAAAUGCUGAAAAGCACUCGCUCGUUUGUUUUUAUUGUAUGGAGACACAAUUUUGGAUUAUCUUUGUAACUAAAACACUUAGUCGUUUUUGUAUCAAAUAAAUAUGGACAGAUAGUGUUUAUUUAACGUGAUUAAAGGCCGUGUUCCUCGUACGAAGGUGAUCUAUUCUACCUGUGCCCAAGUUGGACGGUCACCCAGGACUGUUGCUUUCUCUGAAGGACUUCCACAUUUUGGGCACCUCAGAAACCAGUGGAUCCCAGUACGCUUGCCUGUGUUUACCAGCAUGGCUAACAACACCCCGAUAAUAGUGAAGGGUCUGCCCUCGGGUCCUGCAGGUAGAAGCAGCCCAGAGGGCUCUCAGGUGCUCAGUAAGAAGAAGCUUCAGGACCUGGUGAGAGAAAUCGACCCAAAUGAGCAGCUGGAUGAGGAUGUUGAGGAGAUGCUGCUUCAAAUUGCGGAUGACUUCAUAGAAAGUGUGGUGACAGCUGCCUGCCAACUAGCACGCCAUCGCAAAUCCAACACAUUAGAAGUUAAAGAUGUUCAGCUACACCUCGAGCGCCAGUGGAACAUGUGGAUACCUGGUUACGGGUCAGAUGAAAUCAGACCGUUCAAGAAAGCAUGCACCACAGAGGCUCAUAAACAGAGAAUGGCGCUGAUCCGCAAGACGACCAAAAAGUAGCAUCAGACUCUGUUGUUCUGAAUGUUUUUUUGGUAAUAGACAAUGUACGUGGUUUUGACGAGGGGUGUAUAUCUUUUGAAAUAAAUCGUUUUUGUCACGUCUCUUGAGACAUUUGCGUGCUUUGCCAGAGCACGAUAGUAUUUGUGUGUUUUACUCUGACGUGUUACCGCUGCGCUACGACCGGCUGAACCUCAUUGUACUCUGUUAAAAAUAUUGUUUGUAACGUCAUCGUCUAAUGUGGUUAGAUUUUUGACACUCUUGAUCAUGGAGAUGAUAACCAUACUGACUGUGUUUACCCUGCUUGACUUUGUUUUUCCCUUUUCUUUCUCUAAAUCAAAAAUAGAAAGAUAUGGUAUUUAAUUGAAUUUUACAUUGUCAGAAAUAAAGUAAUAAUACCACGAUACAA
Molecule: messenger RNA, 1153 nt
Organism: Nothobranchius furzeri (turquoise killifish)
Lineage: Eukaryota; Metazoa; Chordata; Actinopteri; Cyprinodontiformes; Nothobranchiidae
Gene: taf12
Product: TAF12 RNA polymerase II, TATA box binding protein (TBP)-associated factor
Biological process (GO): DNA-templated transcription initiation; RNA polymerase II preinitiation complex assembly
Cellular component (GO): SAGA complex; transcription factor TFIID complex; SLIK (SAGA-like) complex
Molecular function (GO): TBP-class protein binding; protein heterodimerization activity; DNA binding
Source: RefSeq, a predicted model, not a curated record